Psammomys obesus (fat sand rat) is the source of this 3723-nucleotide messenger RNA. It is a transcript of the gene Kcnh8, whose product is annotated as potassium voltage-gated channel subfamily H member 8. The record is from RefSeq and is a predicted model, not a curated record. Bases 1 to 3312 code for a protein of 1103 amino acids. Gene Ontology annotation, biological process: regulation of membrane potential; potassium ion transmembrane transport. Lineage: Eukaryota; Metazoa; Chordata; Mammalia; Rodentia; Muridae. Gene Ontology annotation, cellular component: membrane. The transcript has 16 exons. Gene Ontology annotation, molecular function: voltage-gated potassium channel activity.
AUGCCGGUUAUGAAAGGAUUACUGGCUCCUCAGAACACCUUCCUGGACACUAUCGCCACCCGUUUCGACGGAACACAUAGCAACUUCAUCCUGGCCAAUGCCCAGGUGGCGAAGGGUUUCCCCAUAGUCUACUGCUCUGAUGGCUUCUGUGAUCUGGCUGGAUUUGCACGAACUGAAGUCAUGCAGAAGAGUUGCAGUUGCAAGUUUUUGUUUGGGGUGGAGACCAAUGAGCAGCUGAUGCUUCAGAUAGAAAAGUCCCUGGAGGAGAAGAUAGAGUUCAAAGGAGAAAUUAUGUUCUAUAAGAAGAAUGGGUCUCCGUUUUGGUGCUUAUUGGAUAUUGUUCCUAUAAAGAAUGAGAAAGGAGAUGUGGUCCUUUUUCUGGCCUCAUUCAAAGAUAUAACAGACACGAAAGUAAAGAUUACUUCAGAAGAUAAAAAAGAAGACAGAACCAAAGGAAGAUCAAGAGCAGGGACCCACUUUGAGUCAGCGCGGAGACGGAGCCGAGCUGUCCUUUAUCACAUCUCGGGACACCUGCAAAGAAGAGAAAAGAACAAACUGAAAAUAAACAAUAAUGUGUUUGUAGAUAAACCAGCAUUUCCAGAGUAUAAAGUUUCUGAUGCAAAAAAAUCCAAGUUCAUCCUGUUGCAUUUCAGCACUUUCAAAGCUGGCUGGGACUGGCUCAUUUUGCUGGCGACAUUCUAUGUUGCUGUGACAGUACCUUACAAUGUGUGCUUCAUUGGCAAUGAGGACCUGUCCACAACUCGGAGCACAACAGUCAGUGACAUUGCAGUGGAGAUUCUUUUUAUUAUAGAUAUUAUUCUAAAUUUCCGAACAACUUAUGUCAGCAAGUCUGGCCAAGUUAUCUUUGAAGCAAGAUCCAUUUGUAUCCACUAUGUGACCACCUGGUUCAUCAUUGAUUUGAUUGCUGCCCUGCCCUUUGACCUCCUGUAUGCUUUCAAUGUCACAGUGGUGUCCCUCGUGCAUCUCCUAAAGACUGUCCGGCUGCUGCGUCUUUUGCGCCUCCUACAGAAACUGGACCGUUAUUCUCAGCAUAGCACAAUCGUCCUCACCCUGCUCAUGUCCAUGUUUGCUCUCCUUGCACACUGGAUGGCAUGUAUCUGGUAUGUCAUUGGAAAAAUGGAGAGGGAGGACAACAGCCUUCUCAAGUGGGAAGUCGGUUGGCUUCACGAGCUGGGGAAGAGACUGGAAUCUCCAUACUACGGCAACAACACGCUGGGGGGCCCGUCCAUCCGGAGUGCCUACAUUGCAGCCUUGUAUUUUACUCUUAGCAGCCUCACCAGCGUUGGUUUCGGGAAUGUGUCUGCUAACACAGAUGCAGAGAAGAUCUUCUCCAUCUGCACCAUGCUGAUUGGAGCCCUGAUGCAUGCCUUGGUGUUUGGGAAUGUGACUGCCAUCAUACAGAGGAUGUACUCUAGAUGGAGUCUGUAUCACACUAGAACCAAGGACCUAAAGGACUUUAUCCGUGUGCAUCACCUACCCCAGCAGCUCAAGCAGAGAAUGCUUGAGUACUUUCAGACAACCUGGUCGGUCAACAAUGGGAUAGAUUCAAAUGAGCUUUUGAAAGACUUUCCAGAUGAGCUGCGCUCUGACAUCACAAUGCAUCUGAACAAGGAGAUCUUACAGUUGUCCCUAUUUGAAUGUGCCAGCAGGGGCUGCCUCAGGUCUCUGUCUCUCCACAUCAAAACUUCAUUCUGUGCUCCAGGAGAGUAUCUGCUGCGCCAGGGAGAUGCUUUGCAGGCCAUCUACUUUGUGUGCUCAGGUUCUAUGGAGGUUCUUAAAGACAGCAUGGUGUUGGCUAUUCUAGGGAAGGGGGAUUUAAUUGGAGCGAAUCUAUCAAUUAAAGACCAAGUGAUCAAAACCAAUGCUGACGUGAAGGCACUGACCUACUGUGAUCUGCAGUGCAUCAUCCUUAAAGGUCUCUUUGAGGUGCUGGGCCUUUACCCUGAGUAUGCACACAAAUUCGUAGAAGACAUCCAGCACGACCUCACAUAUAACCUUCGAGAAGGUCAUGAGAGCGAUGUAAUAUCAAGAUUAUCGAACAAAUCUACAGUCUCACAGGCAGAGCCCAAGGGGAAUGGAAGCAUCAACAAGAGACUCCCAUCCAUUGUGGAAGAUGAGGAAGAGGAAGAAGAGGUGGAGGAAGAAGAGACCACCUCCCUUUCUCCCAUCUACACAAGGGGAUCCUCUGUUUCGCGCAGCAAAAAGAUUGGCAGCAAUAAGAGCUAUCUAGGUUUAAGCUUCAAGCAGCUGGCCUCGGGGACAGUACCAUUCCACUCACCUAUUAGAGUCUCCAGUAGCAACUCUCCAAAAGCCAAGCAGGAGACUGACGCACGUAACCAUGGCAGAAUGAAGGAGAAGAACCUGAAAGUGCAGCUUAGCAGCCUGAACAGUGCUGGCACCCCAGAGCUUAGUCCAAGGAUUGUUGAUGGAACUGAAGAUGGCAACAGCAGUGAGGAAACACAGACUUUUGACUUUGGCUCUGAACAAAUCAGGCCAGAGCCCAGAAUUUCCCCUCCCCAUGGAGAAGCAGAGGUCGGAGCUGCUGUUCUGUUCAUCAAGGCUGAAGAAACCAAACAGCAGAUAAACAAACUCAACAGUGAGGUAACAACACUGACUCAGGAGGUCUCCCAACUAGGUAAAGAUAUGAGAAGCAUCAUGCAACUUCUGCAAAACAUCUUGUCACCUCAGCAGCCGUCACGAUUUUGUUCUCUGCAUCCCAGCCCGAUGUGUCCUUCCAGAGAAAGUUUACAGAGUAGGGUGAGCUGGAGUGCUCACCAGCCUUGCCUGCAUUUGCAGGCAGGUGGAGCACAGCUUUAUGGUGGUAACAUCACCUCUGACAUCUGGAGUGUGGAUCCCACCUCUGUGGGCAGUAGCCCUCAACGAACUGAACUUUAUGAGCAAAACCCAGCAGACCGUGAACCACAUCAUUCUCCAAACCUUGAUUAUUCCCCCUCCCACUGCCAGGUUAUCCAGGAAGGUCACUUGCAGUUCCUAAGGUGCAUUUCCCCCCAUUCCGACACCACACUGACACCUUUGCAGUCCAUCUCAGCCACUCUCUCAUCCUCUGUGUGCUCCUCAUCAGAAACAUCUUUGCACCUGGUUCUCCCAAGUAGAUCAGAGGAGGGCAGCGUCACGCAUGGACCUGUGAGUUCCUUCAGUUUGGAAAACUUACCAGGCUCUUGGGACCGAGAAGCAACGAUGUCAAACGCUACAGAACCCUUGGAGAGCUUUCCAGUAGAAGUUGUCACAAGCACAGCAGAUGUAAAGGACAGCAAAGCCAUCAAUGUAUGAUAUCAGCACAUAGAGGCAGCUUCCAAUGCCAAACCCACUGCUACAUGACAGCUCUUGUUUGCCUUUGGGGCUUCUAGCAGGCAUGGAGUCUCAGCAAUUUGGUAAUACUACAGAAAUGAGGGCAAGGGGCCAGGAAAAGGCAGAGCCACCUCUAUACUGUAGCAAACACUUUCUAGAUCUUAGAAGCAUCAAAUCUGUUCUGUACAGGUGUUAACUUACUGGUCUGUUUGACGGACUUUGGUAACCAUCCAAAGACCCCGAGGGUCUGAGAAGAUAGAAAUCCCAGACAAAGAGUUUGGGGAUUAGCUUUGUCGUAAGUGGCUUUUGUGAAGUGCAGCAAAGGUUUUUCCUGAGUGCCUGAUUGUCAUUCCCCGACAACAUCCACAGCACUGUUGGCCUCCUGAGUGCAGA